AUGGAACGAAAGACAGAUACCAGGACUUACAAGCUGAAUCAUGCCAUUCAGGGUUUACUGAGCAAUCCUCUUAAAGUCCAGUUUUACGAGCUUCUUGGCCUCAGUGUUGUCCAAAAGCUUUCAUUUCCUGAGAAUAAGUUCGACCUUUACUUCCUUGGUGUUGACAGCCCAGAUUCGCCGUCUCAUGGGAAGUUCACCUUCGAUCGUCAAGGCUUGAUCGAGCUCACUCAUAACUAUGGCACUGAGAGUAAUGACAAUUAUCGAGUAAGCAACGGGAAUGAGAAACCGUAUCUCGGCUUCUCCCAUAUAUCGAUCUCCGUGGUGAAUGUACAGUCUACCUACCAGACGCUGGCCAAAGCCGGUCACAAAUUCCAGAAGGAUGUCGCCUCUGAGAACGAGCGGGUGAUUGCUCUGGACCCAGACGGCUACUGGAUCCAUAUCAUCGAGCAGGGUUCGCCGAAUGUGAAUGUAUCAUCCGAUGCUGCUGGUCUGUCUAGUGUUAAUCGAUACGCCUUGAGAGUCACGGACGCCCCUCGAUCCGUUCGUUACUACACAGAGAUUCUAGGAAUGAAACUCAUCAAAACUCUCAAGCACGACAGCGAAAACUCAAAGACAUUUCUUUUAGGGUAUCCUUCAACAGGCUCCUUCACCGGAACAGAAGACAUGUCACGCCGUGAAGGAUUACUCGCUCUCCUCUGGCAAGAUGGAGAGAACACGAUACCACAGGUACAUAAUGGAAACGAUCAACCUCAAGGAUUUGGCCAUAUCUGUGUCACUGUCGAUAAUAUUGAUGCAGCGUGUGCACGGUUGGAAGGGCUGAACGUUGCGUGGAAGAAGAGGUUAACUGAUGGAAAAAUGAAGAAUGUCGCGUUUCUACUUGAUCCUGACAAUUACUGGAUCGAAUUGGUGCAAAACGAAGGCUUUACUGGCAAAGCAAAUUUCUAG
Fusarium musae is the source of this 945-nucleotide messenger RNA. RefSeq lists its product as uncharacterized. Gene Ontology annotation, molecular function: metal ion binding; lactoylglutathione lyase activity. NCBI's taxonomy places the organism in Eukaryota, Fungi, Ascomycota, Sordariomycetes, Hypocreales, Nectriaceae. Bases 1 to 945 code for a protein of 314 amino acids. The record is from RefSeq and is a predicted model, not a curated record. The transcript is spliced from 4 exons.